Fukomys damarensis (Damara mole-rat) is the source of this 1784-nucleotide messenger RNA. RefSeq names its product proline rich 22 (gene Prr22). The record is from RefSeq and is a predicted model, not a curated record. Bases 540 to 1772 code for a protein of 410 amino acids. The transcript is spliced from 3 exons. NCBI's taxonomy places the organism in Eukaryota, Metazoa, Chordata, Mammalia, Rodentia, Bathyergidae.
UCCUCCUGCCUCAGCCUCCUCAAUGCUGGCGUCACAGCCACGUGUCACCACACCUGGCUUAAUAAAUUGUAUUCUUUCAAAAUCCAGCUGUUUCUCUUGUUGCUGAGGCAGCCCCUGCCCACCCCUUCCCUGCUACAGCUUGGCAUCACCUGGUCCCUGGCUCGGCACCCCCUCCAUGCCAGGUGGAAGUGCUGUCCCUCAAGAUGCCAAUGGGGUGCGGUGGGGGUGUUCAUGGGGCAGCUGCCUGGAGGUGGCAGCCUGGGGCUGUUAGCAGGACCCGGAUAAAAGGAGUGGAAGGUUGGGAGCUGGUCCAGGGUUGGGUGCCGAAGGGGGCGCCUGGCUGUGACCUCCAGGGCUCCCUCUCUAGCCCUGCGCACCCUACCCCACCCCCGGAACCCUGAGGAGUGGGCCAGGCUCACCGGAACCUGUCGCCCCAGUAACCAGCAGGCAAAACGCUGCAGGGCUGCAGCCUCCUUCCCAGGCAGCAGCCUCCCCUCCCAUCUGCCCCCGUGACUGCCCAGGCCGGACCCUGCCCACCCAUGCAGCACCCCAAACCCUUCGCACCUGCAGCUUGCCGGGAAGGCUUCGGCGCCCAGGGCCUGGAGAGCACCGCAGGCCCAGGUGGCCGUCCCGGGCUCACAAGCACCGACCCUCUGCCCACCAUGGCCUCUACAAACCCACUGUACCAACCUCUAAACCCGGAGAAAGACGUGUUUCCAGGCCCUCCGGCAGGCUUCCAGAUGGCCCCCUGUGGGUGUUUCUUCGAUCCCCGCAUCUACCGCAUUGAAUGGACGGCCACCGACUUCGGCCAGGCCUUGUACAAGCUGGCGGUGGCCGCGGGCCCCACCUCGCCGGGCAGCUACCUCCUGGAGCCCCAGCGCUACGUCAAGGCCCCAGUGCCACCCCCGUACCCCCACUACCAGCCCGGGGGGCCCCCAUAUCUCAUGCCCUACCUCCCACCAGAGGGGCCCAGCCAUGAGACCCUGGGCUUCACGGGCGGUGGGGGGCCCCCCGGCUUUGUGGAAUUGUCCCCGCUGCUACUCCAAGAAGCCCGGGCCCCUCUGCCGCCCUCCAAAGACAGCAUACGGCCUCCGCUGCUCCUCACGCUGCCCGCUGAGGCCCCGCUGCCUCCUGGCACCUAUGGCCACUUCCGAGGCCAGGUCCCUGGGUCCGAGGUGGCCGGGUCGCCCACUGAGCCCUUGGCCUUACCUGGUAAGGAGCCACAAUGUGGCAGUGGAGCAGGGCCAGGCCUGUCCCACCCCCCGGCCCCCUGUGAGCCUAAAGCCCAGGAAGCCACCCCACCGGGGACGAGCGAGGCCCAGGUGUGCGAGGCGGCCCGGACGCUGGAGCUGCCGGACAAGGUGCUUCUGGAAGACGCCAUGAAGCUCUUCGAUUGUCUGCCCAGCUGCGCCAAGCCCAAAGCCACAGCACGUGCAGUCCCGGGACCGGUCUUGCCGGAGAGCGGCGGCGGCGGGGACAACUCGGCUAGUGACAUCCACUCACUGCACCUCCCAGAGGAGCUGCUGUCGUUUGACUACAGUGUCCCCGAGAUCCUGGACACGGUGUCCAGUGUGGACUCUCUGUUCAACUUCAGGGUGCUGGAUGAGGGGUUACGGCCCUGCCCCGGGACCCCUGGAGCUGACCCCGCCACCCCUGUCCUUCAGGCUGACACACGGGGGAAGAAGCGGCCCACCAGGAAGGUCAAAGCGGGGGCCAAGGGCAAGCAGGCAUCUGCAGGGGCCGGGCGGGACCUGGGCACUGCCCCCGAUUAAAGUGGACUUGGU